CAAAAAUUGUUCCAGAAGCUUCACAAGGGAGCAUCACCGCAAUAGACAUGAGCAAACCGUCCACGAGAAAAGGCGAGACUUUAAGUGCAAUAUUUGCAAUAGGCGUUUCGGUCGAAACGACAAUUUACGGGGGCAUAUUAGUCGAACCCAUAGCAAGGCCAAACGCUCAGACGACAGUCCUGGUCGUUGUCCACCUUUGGGGUCUGCUUCACAUCGCCGCGGACCCUCUCCACCUCGAAGGAGUGCCGAAGAGACGGUGGAGAGUGAAAUGCGCCGAAUCGCAGGCCUGGCUUAUGGCAUGGUACUUCAUGGUGAAGCGACGCAAGACCCAUGGAAUUCGUCGCACACAAGAUUCUCUUGUAAUCCCAGAGGGUUGUUGCAACUGGGAGCGCCGCCCCACGAACAGUUGGUCUGUCGCGAAACCUUGUGAUCUCCUCAUGCGAGCCCGGUUCGGCCUAGAGCAUUUCAGCACCUGGAUGAAAGGCAAUCAUGCCACUGGUGGAGGCAAUUGCGUCCAGGCAGCAGAGCGGCGCCUCAGAGCCUGGGUUGUGGAAAUGCUUAUUGUAGGCGCCGAGAACAUGUUUCAGUUGUCACUUUUGCAACUGCCUUUCAUCCACGAGAACGUGCUAGUAGAGUCAAGCUGAAGGGGCAGGCCUACACUUGCGUCCCUCUGCCACCGAGUCACCAACUUCCUGGGAAGUUCUCACCCCACGCUCCUCGAUUUCCCCACGCCUUCUUGGCAUCCUUGCUCACCCACUUGAAAAUGAGAUCAGCACCCCGCAUAAGAUCACCGAAGUCAUGCUGGGAGACCUAAAGAU
Molecule: messenger RNA, 818 nt
Organism: Microdochium trichocladiopsis
Lineage: Eukaryota; Fungi; Ascomycota; Sordariomycetes; Xylariales; Microdochiaceae
Exons: 3
Coding region: 48-644 (198 amino acids)
Source: RefSeq, a predicted model, not a curated record